AUGGUUGACCAUCAAACAGCACCACCUAUUCUCGAAGCACCUCAACAGCCUGUUGCUUCCAAAUCACUAUCACGCUCAAAGACGAUGCGAAAUACAGCCAACAAAGUAAGCAGGUUCUUUAAGAAACAAGCGGCUGUCAAAGAGGUGUCUACAGAGCAGCAACAGCAACAACAACAACAACAUCCUCGAUCACUUUCAUCUACCACGAGUAGUAGUCAACAUGGAUGGGAUCGUGCAUCUAUACCAUCAACGUUUAUGGAUCAUUCAGUCAAUGAUGUAUCAUUAGCACCACGACCGGUAUCCUCUUAUUACCAUGGUGAAACAACCACUGACAGUUCCUCGGACAUUGCUCGACCAUUAUCCGCCAUGACCGAUCUUGCCCCUACUACUACUACAACCACCACCACCUCUGACAUGACAACCACAGCCAACACGACUACCACUACAACCACCACGACGCCAUUACACCGAGAUGAUGCAGUUGAAAACGACCAUUCCAACGACGAAGAGUUAAGCAGUGAAGCAGAGGAUCUAUUACGCGAAUUGGAUCACGUGAAUGCAGCUGUGGCGAGUAUGCAAAAGCAAGUACAAUCCGAAGCCGAGCAAAAGCAAGCAUUACAGGCGCAAGUGGAAGAGAUUCGACGCCAAAUCCAAGCUGAGGAACUUGAGCAGCAGCAGAUUGAGCAUCGAUUAUUUGAGAGCACGCGUGCGAUCCGGGCCACGGAUGAUGAUUUAUCGACGAUUCGUGAUUCGUUCAAGUUGAUGAAAUAUGGCAUUUCUCGAUUGGUGAUGACAUUGAAUAAGAAGGCGGAUCGACAUACAGCCACCCAAAAGUUCAAACAACUUUGGCCACACAUGCUCGAGCAUCAAACCGAAGAUUUGGAAUCGUCUCAAAUCAACUUGUUGGCAGAAAAGCUUAUCCAUCAGCAUUUGGUGAAUACCGUGUUCGAGUGUCCAUUGUAUCCAGGUGUGGAUGUGAAUGAUGCAUUUGCAGCCGUAAGCACGUGGCUCGUAUCCCAUGAUUCGGUUGAAUUUCCUGUACGCCUACGACAGCAAUUGGCGGCGAUCAUUGCCAAGAGCAGCAAGGAUAGCGAAGUACAAUUGGCCGCCAAAGCAGAACGUGAUCGGAUCACUGAAGCCAUUUACAAUGACUUGGCCGAUGUCUAUGCACCCUUUUUGAAGGAAAAUGACAAGGGCGUCGAUGAGGAAAAGAGGUAUUUUGCCAAGGUGGGCGAUAUUGUGGACAAGGCGAUGCGAUUGGCUAUUGCUAUGCGAGGGCAAGACGUGGAGAUUGUUACCAAGGGAGCCAAGGAAGGCGAAGAUCAAUUCAAUGAGGAAACCAUGGUGGAUGUCAAGGGUAAAACCAGUGGUGUUGUUCGAUUUUGUAUUUGUCCCGCAUUUAUUGGAGGUGAUGGUGAACAUGGUUUCCUGGAAAAGGGCAAGGUGGUUCUCGCUUGA
Molecule: messenger RNA, 1458 nt
Organism: Lichtheimia ornata
Lineage: Eukaryota; Fungi; Mucoromycota; Mucoromycetes; Mucorales; Lichtheimiaceae
Exons: 2
Coding region: 1-1458 (485 amino acids)
Source: RefSeq, a predicted model, not a curated record